AAGCUGGGCAUCCAACUGUCUCCUUUCCCAUUCCGACGCCCGUCUCCACUGUUUUCACUUCAUAUCACGACUCACGAGAUGGAGCUAAUAACUCUACAACAGAUCGUGAUUGAACUGCGAGUUGAAUCGGCGAUCCCUAAUCCUUUCUCCGAGUGGAGGCGACUCCGCCUCCGUCCUGUCUCCUGCCUCUCUGUCUGCUUCUGGAUCGAAGUCGGGAAUCCAAUUGAUCCCUCUUUGUCCGUUCCUGUGGCCGGAUCAGGCUAAAGAUCCUGCCUCGGUGUCUCCGGAACCCCACGAGAAGUGAAAAGCUACUUUUUGUUUUCUCCUGCCAUUUAUUUGAGUGAUCCAUGUUCGGAUCCAGGAGGUUCGACGAUGGGAUGGAGGUCAGGAAGGAGAGGACUGUAAGGAUCUAUACCGAUGAAAAGCAAAAUCAAGCUAAAACUACACUCCAAGGCUUGAAGUCGGGUGGGUAUACCUCAAAUGGAAUUGGAAAAGUCGGCACCUGGAAGUCCAUAGUUUUCGCUGAGGACCAUAAGCCAUGGAGGACACACAUUCUUGAUCCGGGAAGCGACACUGUAUUGAAAUGGAAUCGUGUUUUUCUCAUUUCAUGCUUGCUUGCACUGUUUAUAGAUCCAUUGUACUUCUAUUUGCCGAAGGUCAAAAAGGGCGAUAAUACCAUAUGUAUCAUGAUGGACGACCAUGUUAGCAUUCCUGUCACAAUUUUUAGGACACUUGCUGACCUUUUGUACAUAGCGCAUAUUGUGGUGAAGUUUAGAACUGCAUAUGUGGCUCCAAGCUCAAGAGUCUUUGGCCGAGGGGAGCUUGUUAUGGACCCUAAGAUGAUUGCUAGAAGAUAUUUGAGAUCAGACUUCUUUAUAGAUCUCGCAGCUGCACUCCCUCUACCGCAGCUGCUCAUUUGGUCGGCAGUAAGGAACUCAAGAGUUGAACAUAACAAUAAUGCUCUCGCGCUAAUUGUCCUAGUACAGUAUAUACCAAGGCUUUAUCUCAUAUUUCCUUUAAGUUAUCAAAUUAUUAAAGCUGAUGGUGUUGUCACAAAGACUGCUUGGGCUGGUGCUGCAUAUAAUCUACUUCUCUACAUGAUCGCUAGUCACGUUCUAGGAGCUUCAUGGUAUCUACUAUCUGUCGAAAGGCAGACUACAUGUUGGCGAUCAGAAUGCAAAAAUGAAAAUGGAACAACUGGGCCACUAUGCAGACCUAAAUAUUUAAAUUGUGCUCAAUUAGGUCAUCCAGAUCACGAGGCAUGGGCUCAGGCUACUCAGGUGUUUGGCAAUUGCGAUGCUAAUAACCCCAACAUCACUUUCAACUAUGGCAUUUUCCAAAAUGCAUUAACCAAUGAAGCCCUCUCAACGGAGUUCAUCAAGAAAUACUUCUAUUGCCUUUGGUGGGGUUUGCAGAACCUGAGUUCGUAUGGCCAGACUUUGACAACAAGCACUUUCAUUGGAGAAACAUUGUUUGCUAUACUAAUUGCUAUUCUUGGCUUGGUCUUGUUUGCGCACUUGAUUGGAAACAUGCAGACCUACCUGCAAUCGAUCACCGUGAGACUGGAAGAAUGGAGACUAAAACGCAGAGACACAGAAGAGUGGAUGAGGCAUCGGCAACUUCCUCAUGAUCUGCAAGAAAGGGUUCGACGCUUUGUUCAAUACAAGUGGCUUGCUACUCGUGGAGUGGACGAGGAAUCCAUUUUGCGGGCUUUACCUGCCGACCUUCGGCGAGAUAUUCAACGCCACUUGUGUUUAGACCUCGUUCGACGGGUUCCUUUCUUCUCGCAGAUGGACGAUCAACUUCUAGAUGCAAUUUGCGAGCGUCUGGUGUCUUCACUGAGCACAGAAGGCACGUUCAUCGUUCGGGAGGGAGACCCUGUGACUGAAAUGCUUUUCAUCAUUCGGGGGCGAUUAGAGAGCUCGACGACCAACGGAGGGCGGACGGGCUUCUUUAAUACGAUCACACUGAGGCCAGGUGAUUUCUGCGGCGAAGAACUGCUUUCCUGGGCGCUUCUUCCGAAAUCCAUGGCGAACUUGCCUUCCUCCACUCGGACCGUAAGAGCGCUCGUCGAAGUCGAGGCCUUCGCGCUGCGGGCAGAGGACCUCAAGUUCGUCGCGAAUCAGUUCAGGCGGCUCCACAGCCGGAAGUUGCAGCACACGUUCCGCUUCUAUUCGCACCAUUGGAGGACAUGGGCCGCUUGCUUCAUCCAGGCAGCUUGGCAUCGCUACAAGAGGCGGAAGAUGGCAAGGGAUCUGAGCAUGAAGGAGUCAUUCAACUCGCGUACAGACGAAUCGGGUCAGGAGGAAGACGAGAGCAAUUCGUACUCAAAGAGUUCAUCUCGGCCCGAGCAAAAUCUCGUCGGAGUCACACUUCACGCGUCCAAGUUUGCUGCCGCGAUCAGGAAGGGUGCCCAGAAGAUCAAAGGCAUGCCCAAUUUACAGAAGCCGAGCGAGCCCGAUUUCUCUUCUGAAUCUUACGAUUGAUUAUUACCUUUUUUUUUCAACCCUGUAAAAUAUAAUACGGAUGAUGCACACUUCGUUGAAACACUUGGCUGACCUAAUUCUGAAGUUCCUGGGUUCCUCUAA
Messenger RNA from Zingiber officinale, 2588 nucleotides. Its product is annotated as cyclic nucleotide-gated ion channel 17-like. The record is from RefSeq and is a predicted model, not a curated record. Gene Ontology annotation, biological process: transmembrane transport; potassium ion transport. Gene Ontology annotation, molecular function: voltage-gated potassium channel activity. Gene Ontology annotation, cellular component: membrane. Bases 348 to 2486 code for a protein of 712 amino acids. Lineage: Eukaryota; Viridiplantae; Streptophyta; Magnoliopsida; Zingiberales; Zingiberaceae. The transcript has 7 exons.